AUGUGUGAUAUGAAUGUGUCGUCAUCGACUCGUGAUCUAACAACAAGAGCAACAAUUCAAAUUGUCACCAUACAGAUGACUUAUUAUGGACCGGUUCUUCUCCUGAUUGUGGGCAUUUUCGGUUGUUUAUGCAACUUUCUUACAUUCACAUCCCGCCAACUACGUCAAAAUUCAUGUGCGUUCUAUUUUCUUUGCGCAUCAGUAUUUGAAUUUCUUUCGAUUACAUUCGGAUUGAUUUCUCGCUUAGCUGCUGAUCAUUUAGGUAGCAAUCUACAGAACACAGAUCGAUUCUAUUGUAAAUUGCGAGCUUAUCUUGUGUCUGCUAUUCCACUGAUUGCCACUUAUUUGAUACUGUUAUCAGCUAUCGAUCGUUGUAUGUCAUCGUCAACUCAUGCGUGUUUACGUUCGUUUAGUCGUAUAAAGAACGCCUAUCGUUCAGUUAUCAUCGCCAUUCUUGUUGCUUUAAUUUCUUGUUCUCAUAUUUUAAUUACGUACGAUCUGCGACCAAGAUGUUCAACACUUGUGGGAACUUAUGCGAUAUUCGAUGGUCUGUUUGUCGUCUUUUGGCUUGGAGUCAUUCCUCAUAUACUUAUGCUAAUCUUCGGUUUUAUUACUUUAUUGCAUAUCAAACGCGUGCGACAAAGGAAAUUUAUGGAAAUUCCAAUAGACACAAUUACAACCAGCAAUCGAAGUACACCUCGGCCCAGCCAUAAAACUGAACGGCAAUUAAUUUUAAUGAUGUUAGUUCAAGUUGGUUUAAGUUCAUUAUUAACACUAACACGAAUGAUCUAUUAUGCAUAUUAUAUUCUCGGACCACCACUAAAGGGUUAUGACAAAAUGAUUGGAUCAUUUCUAAUGUCAUUUACAACGCUUCUUUACUAUAGUAACUAUGCCAAAUCGUUUUAUAUUUACACGCUGACUAGUCGCUUGUUUCGAACAGUUUUUCUUCAAAGAUUGCGAAAAUGUACCGAAGCAAUCUUUCAUAUUCAUCGAUUGUCAAUAAAAACGACAUGA
Messenger RNA from Adineta ricciae, 1014 nucleotides. Lineage: Eukaryota; Metazoa; Rotifera; Eurotatoria; Adinetida; Adinetidae. The record is from the annotation of a GenBank genome assembly.